CGCCGCUCCAGCUCCGGCACCGCGCUCCUGCCCACCGCGCGGCCCGCGGCGGGCGGAGUCCGCGAGAGUUUGCCCCGGAGCUCGGGGAAGUUUCCCGCCGAAGCUCCGCUCCCGUGAAAGCAGUCCCUGCCGGCACCCUCCGCUCCCCUAGCCGCUCGCCAGGUUACUUCACGGAACGAGCACUUAAGAGGAAAAGAAAGGAUCGAAACUCUGUGGAAAACCAAACUAUGCGGUCUUCAGAAAUGAGAGAUGCAGCCAUCUGAAAUGGUCAUGAACCCCAAACAAGUCUUCUUCUCAGUGCUGAUGUUUGGAGUAGCAGGGCUACUCCUCGUCAUGUAUUUGCAAGUCUGGAUUGAAGAACAACACACAGGGCGAGUGGAGCAGAAAAGAGAACAAAGAACAGCUUCAGAGACCAGAGAAAAAAUCCAGGACCAUAUCACCAACCAGAACCCCAAGUCCCACAUGUCCGAGGAGCCCAAGAAUAAAGAGGAAAAUCUACUCAACUCUGAGAGGCCUACUAGGGUCUUCACAGAGAACAACCACUCCCAAGGAGAGGCGCAAGUUUUGAGUAGGAUCACAGGGUCACCAACAAUUCAGUUGAUUGAAAAACAUCACGGGACUAAGACCCUUUUCAGGAAGUUCAGCGAAAUGAAUUGGCCAGUGGACAUACGCCCUUUAAACAAAAGCUUAGUCACAGAUAGCAAAUGGAAGAGAAUUGAUGCAACUCAAGAAAAACGCAGGUCUUUCCUUCAGGAAUUUUGCAAGAAGUACGGUGGGGUGAGUCGUCCUCAAUCCCAUCUUUUUCACAUGGUCUCCAGGAUCUAUGUAGAAGAUAAACACAAAAUUUUAUACUGCGAGGUACCAAAGGCUGGCUGUUCCAACUGGAAAAGAAUUCUGAUGGUACUCAACGGAUUGGCCCCCUCCGCGUACAACAUCUCCCAUGAUGCUGUUCAUUACGGGAAGCAUUUGAAAAAGCUCGACAGCUUCGACUUAAAAGGGAUUUAUACUCGUUUAAAUACCUACACCAAAGCUGUGUUUGUUCGUGAUCCCAUGGAAAGAUUAGUGUCUGCAUUUAGGGACAAAUUUGAACACCCCAAUAGUUAUUACCAUCCAGUAUUUGGAAAGGCAAUUAUAAAGAAAUAUCGGCCGAAUGCCUGUGAAGAAGAAUUAAAUAAUGGAUCUGGCGUCAAAUUCAAAGAGUUCAUCCACUAUUUGCUGGACUCCCACCGUCCAGUAGGAAUGGACAUUCACUGGGAAAAGAUCAGCAAACUCUGCUAUCCGUGUUUGAUCCACUAUGAUUUUGUAGGAAAAUUUGAAACUUUGGAAGAAGAUGCCAAUUACUUUUUACAGCUGAUUGGAGCUCCAAAAAAGCUGAAAUUUCCCAACUUUAAGGAUAGGCACUCUUCUGAUAAAAGAACCAAUGCUCAGGUGGUGAGACAGUAUUUAAAGGAUCUGACUAGAACUGAGAGACAAUUAAUCUAUGACUUUUAUUACUUGGAUUAUUUGAUGUUUAAUUAUACAACUCCAUUUUUAUAG
Messenger RNA from Balaenoptera ricei (Rice's whale), 1536 nucleotides. It is a transcript of the gene CHST9, whose product is annotated as carbohydrate sulfotransferase 9. Gene Ontology annotation, molecular function: sulfotransferase activity. The transcript is spliced from 5 exons. Lineage: Eukaryota; Metazoa; Chordata; Mammalia; Artiodactyla; Balaenopteridae. Gene Ontology annotation, cellular component: membrane. Bases 250 to 1536 code for a protein of 428 amino acids. The record is from RefSeq and is a predicted model, not a curated record. Gene Ontology annotation, biological process: carbohydrate biosynthetic process; proteoglycan biosynthetic process.